Apis cerana (Asiatic honeybee) is the source of this 2687-nucleotide messenger RNA. RefSeq names its product mitochondrial DNA helicase (gene mtDNA-helicase). Gene Ontology annotation, cellular component: mitochondrion. Gene Ontology annotation, molecular function: 5'-3' DNA helicase activity; ATP binding; single-stranded DNA binding. Gene Ontology annotation, biological process: mitochondrial DNA replication. The record is from RefSeq and is a predicted model, not a curated record. NCBI's taxonomy places the organism in Eukaryota, Metazoa, Arthropoda, Insecta, Hymenoptera, Apidae.
AUAGAAAUUGAUAAAAAAAAAAUUUAAUUGAUUGAAGAUAUAGAAUAGAAUGAAAUCAUUUCCAUCACAUUCUUAUUUUCCCAAUUUUAAUAAAAUUAAAAUUUAACUAUUAUUAUUUGUAAAAUAAAUACAAAUAAAUAUUUUUAUUCUUAAUCUAAGUUUUUGUUUCUAAAUAUAUAUAACGUGACAGAUUCUUCUUACAUUGUUUAUGAUUGAAUAAAGUAUUAUUUGGCCAUGAGAUGUCUCUGCAUACUGAUGUAAAUAGUUACAUAUUCGUAUGUAAUAAAAAAUGUAUACAUUUUUAAAAGAUACAUAUAAUUUUAUACAUAAAAUUAGAGAUAAAAUAUAAUAAUAUAUAAAGAAUAAACUAAAAUAAAUAAAAUAAAAAUAAUUUAUUUAAAAAUUUGAAAAAUAUUAAAUAAUUUAUAUUUUUUACAUAGAUAUAUAGAUAGAUUUAUAUAGAUACUUUUAUAUUAUUAAAAAUACAAAAUAAAAUAUAAAAAAAAUAUAAAUAUGUUCAUAUAAAAAAAUAUAAACAUAAAUUCAUGAAUUUGAAUUUAUUACAAUUGUAUACAAUUUAAAAUUAAAUUUUUUACUUUUUAUUUUUAUUAUAUUAAAAUUUUUAUAAAUAUUAUUAAUUUCACGAAUUGAUUUAUAUAAUUAAUAUUAUUUUUAAUAAGAAUAAACUUAAUAUACAAGUGAAUAUAAAACAGAAAAAAAUAUAAAAUUUUAUUUUGAAGAAAAUUAAUAAGGUGUUGUUUUUUUUAUGUAUUUAAUAUGUUAUUUAAAUUAAUGUUACAAAUUUGUGCUCAAAAAACACAACACAUCAAAUGUUUUAUUAGUAAAAGAUAUUUUCAUAUAAAUAAUGAAGAAUUUAUAUUGAAUAGAUCUUUAUCACAUUUAAAAUACUUUCUUAAACAACAAUGCUUAAAUGUUGUUGAAGGACAUACAUGUUUUAUAAUAGAUUGUCCUAUAUGUAAUAAUAUAAAGACAAAAUCAAAAGUUUAUGUAAAUAAAAAUACAGGAUUUUUUAUAUGUGAUAAAUGUAAAUCCAUGGGUUCUUGGAAUAUAUUGGAAAAAUUUUUAUUGUUAAAAAAAUCAAAUGAAAAUUUCAAGAAACUUGAUAUAUUAAAAACUAGUUGUAAUUUAAAAGAAAAUUUUAUAGAAAAAUGGAAAUGUAUAAUAAGUGAUUGUCAAAGCAUACGAGAUCUGUCUACAGAAGAAUACAAUAUUUUUCUAAAUAAUUUUUCAUUUCCUCAAGUUUUACAAAAGGAUAUGUCACAGUUAAAUUGUUUUUAUAACAAGGCAAUCAAUGUAAUAUAUUUUCCACUAAUAGGCUUAAAUGCAUCUAUAGUUGGAUAUAAAUUACUUUCAACUAAACCACAAAAGGAAGAAACAAUUCCUGCUUCUGAAGUUAGUGGAUGUAUUGAAUAUAGACGAUAUUAUAGUAAAAAUGAUGGUACUGCUAUAAUUGUGAGCACAAUAGAUGAUUUGUUAGCUAUAAUGUCAAAACAAUCUUCAAAUGUAAUUAUAUGUCUUCCAUAUAAUUUAAGAAGUCUACCCCAACAAUUAUUACCAUAUAUGGAAUCAUUCAAAAAGUUAAUUUUAUGGUUUGGAAAUGAUGAAGUAAGUUGGUACACUGCUAAACAUUUUGCAAAAAAAUUAAACGAGAAAAGAUGUUAUCUUAUUAGACCAACAGAUUCACAACCUCGACCAAAAUUAGCUGCUGAAAUGAAUUAUAAUUUUAAUAAUAUUAUAAAGAAUGCUCAGCCUUUAUGGCACAAAAGUAUAAUUACCUUUCAAGAUCUUAAAGAAGAAAUCUUAAUUAAUUUACAAAACAGUGACAAAGUAGAAGGAGUAAAAUGGAAACGAUAUACACAUUUAAAUCGUAUAUUAAAAGGUCAUAGAAGAGGUGAAUUCACUAUACUAACUGGGCCAACUGGAUGUGGUAAAACAACUUUUAUGAGUGAAUAUUCCUUAGAUUUAGCAAUACAAGGUAUCAAUACAUUGUGGGGUAGUUUUGAAAUAAGAAAUGUAAGAUUAAUAAAAACAAUGUUACAACAAAUGGUAGGUGUACCUUUAGAUGAAAAUCUUGAAAAUUUUAAUACAUAUGCAAAUGCUUUUGAAAAAUUGCCAAUUUAUUUUAUGACAUUUCAUGGUCAACAAAAUAUCAAAGUAGUAAUGGAUGCAGUUGAGCAUGCAACAUAUGUACAUGACAUAGCUCAUGUGGUAAUUGAUAAUGUUCAAUUUAUGAUGGGAAUGACUAAUGAUUCAAAAUAUAUAGAUAGAUUUUGGAAGCAAGACGAUAUAAUAGCAAAAUUUAGAAAUUUUGCUACCGUAUACAAUUGUCAUGUAACAAUGAUAAUACAUCCACGAAAAGAACGUAACGAUGAAGAAUUGACAACAUCAUCGAUUUUUGGAAGUGCAAAAGCAAGUCAAGAAGCAGAUAAUAUACUAAUUAUUCAAGAUAAUAGAUUUAAGAAUAUUCGAGGCAAAAAAUAUUUGCAAGUAGUUAAAAAUAGAUAUAGCGGUGAUUUAGGUAUUGUGGUAUUGGAUUUUGAUAAAUCAAGUCUUAGUUAUGCAUCAAAAUUAAAAACUAAAGAAAAAAAAAAUCUUAAAGUAAAAAAUGAAUGAAAUAAUAAAAUAAUAUGAAAGAAAUAUUGAAUAAAUAUUAUUUUUGAAAAUAA